AUGAGACAAAAACUGAACCUCAUCACACUUGGUGUGGAAAAUCUGCAAAAAUCAAUCAAGUUUUAUUGUGAUGGUUUAGGAUGGAAACCAUCAGAGAAGAGCAAUGAUAAUUUAAUUCUAUUUCCUUUAGGUGUUGGAAUGACUUUGGCUCUAUAUGACAGGAAACGCUUGGCUGAGGAUACAACACUUCAAGAUUGUGGACAUGUUGGACAUUUUCAUGGGUUGACACUUGCUUUUAAUGCUAAAUCUGAAGAAGAGGUUGAUCAAGUAUUGAAACAAGUUGAAAAUAGUGGUGGCAAGAUUGUGAAAACUGCUCAGAAGGUGUUUUGGGGAGGUUACUCUGGUUAUUUUACUGAUUUAGAUGGUCAUGUGUUUGAAGUUGCCUUCAAUCCUUUCUGGAAUAUGGAUGAGAAUGAUAAUCUCGUUCUUUAA
Molecule: messenger RNA, 432 nt
Organism: Naegleria gruberi
Lineage: Eukaryota; Heterolobosea; Eutetramitea; Acrasida; Naegleriidae
Exons: 1
Coding region: 1-432 (143 amino acids)
Source: RefSeq, a predicted model, not a curated record